CAGGAGUACAGUGUGAUUGCGGGCAUGGAACGGGUGGAUGGCCGCACACUUGCGCCUGCCUCCCUCAUCCAUCCGCAUCUCUCCCCCCUCUCUCUCUCCCCCCUAGCAAUCAACCCUAGUCUUAGCUUGGCUGACUCCUCCUACCUGGUUGGCAUAGCUUAUUAGCCUCUUCCUUCAGCCCCACUCUACCAGCUCCCGGCACAGCUCGUCGGCCGGUUGCUCCGAUAGCUCAGCUCAGUCGAUCAGCUACGCCUACCUCGGUUCUUGCUCACAAUAGCCGCCUCCAUGGUUCCACAUCAGCGAGCCUAGCAAGUUGCUGUACUUCUACUACUAGUCCCCGGCCUCAGGACUCAAGGAGAGAGGCGUCCCCACCGCGGCUGGGCGUGGGUAGUGCAACUGCUGCGAAUCUGCAAGUACCACCGCAUGCAGCAGCUGCCGUCAGGCCAGGCUCACAUGAUCGGAUCGCCCGUCCGCGAGAUCUGAUCCGUGUGUGUGUGUGUGUGUGUGUGUGUGUGUGUGUGUGUGUGUGUGUGUGUGUGUGGAGCUGAUCAGGAAUUCGGCGGCAGCUAGCUGGUUGGUUGGUUGAUCGAUCGAGGGGAGAGAAGAGAGGAUCGAGAUGAUGCUCAAGGAUUUCGCGGCAAUUCAGCAGCAGCAGCAGCAGCAGCAGCUGGCCCUGGCCGCCGACGAGAACAUGUCGAACCUCACCUCCGCCUCCGGCGACCAGACCAGCGUCUCCUCCCACCCCCUCCCGCCUCCUUCCAAGAAGAAGCGCAGCCUCCCGGGAAAUCCAGACCCUGACGCGGAGGUGAUCGCGCUGUCGCCGCGGGCGCUCAUGGCGACGAACCGCUACGUGUGCGAGAUCUGCGGCAAGGGGUUCCAGCGGGACCAGAACCUGCAGCUGCACCGGCGCGGCCACAACCUCCCCUGGAAGCUCAAGCAGCGGAACCCCAACGAGGUGGUGCGCAAGAAGGUGUACGUGUGCCCGGAGCCGGGCUGCGUCCACCACGACCGCUCCCGCGCGCUCGGCGAUCUCACCGGCAUCAAGAAGCACUUCAGCCGCAAGCACGGCGAGAAGAAGUGGAAGUGCGACAAGUGCGCCAAGCGCUACGCCGUGCAGUCCGACUGGAAGGCCCACUCCAAGGUCUGCGGCACCCGCGAGUACCGAUGCGACUGCGGCACGCUCUUCUCAAGGCGGGACAGCUUCAUCACGCACAGGGCCUUCUGCGACGCGCUGGCGGAGGAGAGCGCGAGGGCGGUGGCCGUGGAGGAGCAGCAGCAUCCGGGGAUGCUCUACUCGCACGGCGGCGGCGGCGCGGCGUUCCAGAUGCCCGCCGUGAUGGACCCGUCGAGCUCGCUCGGUGGCGGGCACGGGCUGAUCCAAGAACUGUGCCUCAAGCGGGAGCGGGAGCAGCAACAGCAGCAGCAGCAGUUCGUGCAGCCGUGGCUAUCGGAGCAGCAGCAGCUGGAGAUGGGCGGCGAGGGCGCCCAGGCCAUGUUCGGGACGGCCAGGAUGGAGCAGGAGUUCAACGCAAGCUCCACGCCGGAGAGCAGCACGCAGCCUGUGGGCAUGAGCUUCGCGUCAUUUCCCUCGUCGUCCGCGGCUCCCUCAGCGGCCGGGGCGACGGGCUCUUCUCACAUGUCGGCCACGGCGCUGCUCCAGAAGGCGGCGCAGAUGGGUGCAACGCUGAGCCGGCCGUCGGGCCAAGGCCAGAUGGCGGCGAGCACCUUCAGCAGCAGCAGCAGCAGCGCCGCCAUCACCAACGUCACCAACAAUGCACCUGCAGCCGCUACUAGUAGCAGCGCGGCGACAAGCACCGCCGUCGGCGUGGGAUUCGGGCACGCGUUCGAGGCGCCGGCUCACUUCGGGGUGGACCCGAGACCCACUGCCAGUCGUAACGCCGGCAAUGCCGGCGCCAGCGGCGGAGGUAGAGGCAAUGCCGGAGGCGCAAACGACGGCCUCACGAGGGACUUCCUGGGUCUGCGGGCCUUCUCCCACGGCGACCUACUCAGCAUGGCAGGCUUCGAUCCCUGCAUGCCCACGUCGGCCUCGGCGAGGGCGGCGUACGAUCAGCAAGGGCCCCAGAGCAGCAACCCAUGGCAUGGCUAGUAAUCAACCUCGCAAUCAGCUGGCUAAGCUCACCAUUGAUGAACCCAACCAUAUCCAAGUUGAUGAUUUGAUGCGGCGUGCAAUGGACUAAAACAUCAUCAAGCGUCCGGCAUUGCUCGAUCAUAUACCACUUCAAGGUUAAUCACACUGAUGAGUAAGUUGGAUUCAGUCAGUUCACUUGCUAUAUAUAUGGAACAUGCAAAUAAAUUCUUGUUCGUGCUAUAUAUCAUAAUUAAUCCAUGUCGCUGUUGUAAUAAAGAAGAUUUGGUUCAUGUCGUUUGUCUGCUGGGUAGAUAAGCAGUUUAUGAGAUGAAUUAGCGUUUACCACAGUUCUGUUUACUAGAGAGUACUCCCUCCGCUCCAUAACAUAAAACGCUUUUACAAGCUAAAACAACUUGUGGAAACAUCUUAUAUUAUUAUUAUGGGAUGGAGGGAGUAAUUCUUAAUGCUGAUAUACUUGGUGUACGGCGUGAGACUUAACAAAUAGACUAUUAAUAAGAGUUUUAUAUUUCAAACACCUUGUGUAGUAUUGCAUUUGGGAGCAUUUUUUAACCAAGUACUCUAGAAAAUGAACUGACAUCUGUAUAUUACAGUUAAAGAAAACACUGCUGUUAAAUAAUAAAGUGUGCACUCCAUGUAGGAGUGCCCUAUACCGUGCACUGUUGAACAGUGGCAUUCCUAUUUUUCAAUUGAUUAGAACAUUUGAGACGGAGGGAGUAAUUCUGAUCGCCGAUAUGUCUGUUGUACGACGUGAGACUUAACAAAUAGACUGUUAAUAGAAGAGUAAUUAUAUUCCAAA
Molecule: messenger RNA, 2906 nt
Organism: Triticum aestivum (bread wheat)
Lineage: Eukaryota; Viridiplantae; Streptophyta; Magnoliopsida; Poales; Poaceae
Product: protein indeterminate-domain 7
Cellular component (GO): nucleus
Molecular function (GO): DNA-binding transcription factor activity
Source: RefSeq, a predicted model, not a curated record